AUUAACAUGGAUUUUGCUACACGGCAAGCAAGUAUUAAGAGUGUUUUGACAUGCGGAAUUUGCAAAAAGCUAUGCAAAAAAGUCACCAUAAUUGAAGAAUGCUGUCACAGAUUUUGCAAGAAGUGCAUAACAAAGAAGAUAACAGAAGAGAAAUCGCAUAGUUGUCCAGUAUGCAACUUGGAUUUAGGCUGUGCCCCAUUGCAGAAAAUCAGGCCUGAUAACCAAGUCCAAGAGAUUCGCGACAUAUUUUCUAAUCGAAGAAAAGAAUACAUUGAGCGUGGAAUAAUUGAAGGAAACUCCAAAAAAGGCGAAAGCAAAAAGGUAGCUGAGGAUAAUAAUGCCAUGCUCAUUGAUAAUCCAUUGCCUGCUACUAGUUCAAGGAGAAAGGAGAAGUCCAUCUCUUCCUUAGUGACUACUAAACCUGAAGUUUCAAAUCAUCAGAACGUUCCGAGUGGAAGAAAAAAAGGCCAUGCUCCUCGUUUUCAAGAUCCCAUUAAAUUUGAUCUUAAUGUUGAGCACAAGUUAAAGGGAGAUCAGUCUGGAAGUUCAAAUACUCCUCUUCUUUCAAGCAAAGCUACUCAGAAUAAAGAACAGGUGGAGAGUCCUAAUGCUGCUGAGUCCUCAAAGAAUGAUGUCUCAAAGAAUCCUACUCCAAGAAAAGGUGAACCACUGGAUGGUAUGAAUGACCUAUGGGAACCACUAAAUACAUUGGUAAUUAAAGGUGUGAGUUUAGGCAAUUCCAACAAAUCCAAGUCCACAGAGCCUGUCUCAAACUUCGCUCCGAUAGUCAAUCUUGAAGAUGAAGAUGAAGACGAUGAAGAAGAUGACGAAGAAGAUGAGGAGUACGUCCCUUCUAAAACAAAGGAACACAAAGUUAGCAAACCAAAUGUUCAAAAAGAGGAAAAUAGAUCAAGUAAUAUUGCAGCUGCAGCACCAUCAAGUACUUCAGGAAAAGGCAAAAAGGGACGCCGUGGCAGAAAGAAAAAGGACACACUUCCCUCUGGUGGCGGAUCAAGUAAUGCGCCAGAAGUACGAGUUACUAAUGAGGCCACAAGCAGCAGUAAAAAGAAUGAAAGAACCAGUCCUAUUUGGUUUACUUUAGUUGCAUCUGAUAAACAGGAAGGUCAUUCACCCUUGCCACAGAUUCCUUCCCGCUACAUAAAGAUCAAGGAUGUGAAUAUGCCUGCUUUGUACAUAAAGAAGUAUCUUGCACAAAAACUGAGUCUCCAGAGUGAAGACGAGGUGGAGAUUCGCAUAUUAGGCCUUCCGAUUCUUCCUGCAUUGCCACUGUACCGACUAGUUGAGCUGUGGUUACGUGCAGCACCAAGCUCAGAAAUUAGAAAGGCAAAAGUGGGAGGUUCUGCCAAAGAUUUCGUGAUGGUUUUGACAUAUGCUCGCAACCUUAGACCUCAACCUCAUUGACUCUUAUCAUCAGUGUAUUGUGUUGUACAAGUAUGUGAUUCUAUUAUCACAAAUGUGUUUCAGUUUCUCCUUUUGCUUAAAUAUUCAUUCAUCGGAUAUUCGCAAGGAGAAACCUUUAUAUGC
Messenger RNA from Nicotiana tabacum (common tobacco), 1545 nucleotides. The record is from RefSeq and is a predicted model, not a curated record. Lineage: Eukaryota; Viridiplantae; Streptophyta; Magnoliopsida; Solanales; Solanaceae.